AUGAACCCGGCACUCGGUUCCGACACGCCUCCUCCCCCGCCUCCGAAGCCCAGCAGCCACGAGGCCAGUCGAAGAGGCACACCCCAACUCAACUCACCUUUGCCCGGCACCCCGCAGCAGCUACACAGAGCGUAUAAUCAACAGGAAAGAAUGGACAUGUUUUCAGGGAACAGAUAUUCCUCACCAGGGGUUCCUCCGAGCUCCCAGAAUGUGCUGCCCCAACCACCUCCUGUCGAAGAAGGUUGGCUACCGAGUAGUGUCAAGGACAAGAGUACUGUGGAUUUGCAAACCGUUCUCAAAGACCCGAACCUCAUCUCCGCGCUGUCGAGCCAGCAUCCAUCCUACACGGCGCACCAGCAGCAUCUGGAAUCCCUCCUGAAAUAUAAUAAAGACCUGGCAAACCGUCUUCUCGAGCUUCAGUCGCAGAUGUCGGAGCUACGGUCCUCGACGGAGACCCUUCUCCUGACCCAUCAGUCGCUCGAGGUUUCCUGGCGGAAGAAGCAAUCCGAGAUGGAUGCUGCCCUGGCCCCGUGGUCGCCCAAGGCGCUGUACCAGAGGCUGGCGGCUUCGAUAUCGGAGCAGGAGGCUGUUUGUCGAGCGGUGGAGGAAAGUUUCCUAGAGGGGGAACACCAUGGCCGGGCGUCGGAGAAGGAGGUCGCGGACUGGGUUCGACGGGUCAGGGCGGAGUCGGCCAAGUUGGCCGCGAGGAGGGAGGCGAAAGCUAGGUGGGAUGAGGGACGGGUAGGAGGUUGGAGGUGA
Molecule: messenger RNA, 759 nt
Organism: Aspergillus uvarum CBS 121591
Lineage: Eukaryota; Fungi; Ascomycota; Eurotiomycetes; Eurotiales; Aspergillaceae
Product: vacuolar protein sorting family 37 protein
Exons: 2
Coding region: 1-759 (252 amino acids)
Biological process (GO): ubiquitin-dependent protein catabolic process via the multivesicular body sorting pathway; protein targeting to membrane; protein targeting to vacuole
Cellular component (GO): ESCRT I complex
Source: RefSeq, a predicted model, not a curated record